UGUUAUCAUAAUAGUUUAUACAGUUUUAAUGUUGAUACCUUCAAUUGGAAGGAACUCUCUCCUACUACAUCUCAUCAUGGUCCUAUGGUGAAGACUGGCUCUAGCAUGAUAGCAAUAAAAGUGAAAGAUGAGGACUAUCUUGUAGUAAUUGGAGGGUAUGGAUCAUCUUCUAAUAAUACCCCACCACAACCUAGUGCCCAGUACAGUAAAGAUGGUGAUAUUCAAUGGUGCAAUGAAAUACACAUGUACAGAUUAAAAACUGGUGAAUGGACUUCACCAACUGUCACUGGAGAUAGACCACCUCCUAUUUAUAACUUCACUUUAACAUCAAUAACUAAUACCACUGCUAUAUUGUUUGGUGGUUAUGAUGGUCAUAGAAUGAGUAAUGAUGUAUAUGUAUUUGAAUUUACUGAUACAUCAGUGAAAUGUACAAAAUUUUCUAAUCCUGGAAGAUCAGUACAAUGGCCUAAGGAGAGAAGUCUUCAUUCCAGUGUAUUGAUCAACUGUAGCUCAAGACCACACCUACUAGUGGUGGGUGGAUUGGGUACCAGUGACUGUUGGUUGUUAAAUAUAAACAAAAUGGAAUGGAAAGAACUGACUAAUAUACCAGACAGUGUCACUGAUAGAUUGCGUAAUUCUCUCUCAGUUUGGAAUGAGACACAGACCACUCACUGGAUAAUUGAGUUUGGAGGAAUUGGAAGUGAUUAUUCAUCAAUCAGUGAUACAAGAUUUAUUGAAAUGAUAUCUAGUACUGGUGAUUUGGUAGUACAGUCAGUACUGGACAUUAAUGAAUAUCAGAAGAGAAGAAUACAAGGUAUUAACACAUACAUGUACAUGUACAUGUACCAAACACGUGUUUCACUUAUGUGAGGUACGCUCAUGCUUGCCGGCCAAUAAAUAAUUCUAUUUCAUGUAUUAGCAGC
Messenger RNA from Amphimedon queenslandica, 923 nucleotides. RefSeq names its product kelch domain-containing protein 1-like. The transcript is spliced from 6 exons. The record is from RefSeq and is a predicted model, not a curated record. Gene Ontology annotation, molecular function: protein binding. The coding region runs from base 85 to 870 and encodes 261 amino acids. NCBI's taxonomy places the organism in Eukaryota, Metazoa, Porifera, Demospongiae, Haplosclerida, Niphatidae.